Messenger RNA from Chelonus insularis, 2403 nucleotides. RefSeq lists its product as uncharacterized. The transcript is spliced from 5 exons. The record is from RefSeq and is a predicted model, not a curated record. NCBI's taxonomy places the organism in Eukaryota, Metazoa, Arthropoda, Insecta, Hymenoptera, Braconidae. Bases 828 to 2366 code for a protein of 512 amino acids.
CAGCCGGCAGUCGUGUUAUAUUGCAUGCAGACCAAGACACGAGUUCAUCACUCUGAAUGCCGAUCUACUGUAUCAGAAAUUAGCCACCACCAAAUAAGUAGUUCACUGCAUCCAAGAAUUCACUUAUUCGGUGGUAUUAAAAUGAAAAAGUUAAACAAUGAGAAUAAGAAGGAUGAUGAUCAUCAACAUGUUUAUAUAGAAAUGAUAAGUUCCUAAGAAAUAUGCAAAAAAAUUUCUGAUCAAGGAGAAACGGGUAUUUUAAGAUUCAUAACGAAUAAUAUUUGUGUAGAAACAUUAUUAAAGCGAUGAUUGGCUGCAGAAGCAGAUAUCAUAAGUUUCAGCACACUGCAUCACAUAGCAGCCAUUGGACAAAAACUGCCUCAACAACUGAUUGAUUCAUAAAUCAAGUGGAGUUUUGAAAAAAAUGUUGUCAUGUUGUUUUUAUUGUUUUACUCCUUCUUUUUAAGUGAUUACUAAUCCAACAUUAUUCCAGUUAGUCUAAGCGUGGUUGGAGAGAAGGAGUAUAUAUCUAUUAGACGCAGUUGCUAUAUAAGCAGAAAGACGUCAAGUAUUGUUGUCAGUUGCGUGCAAAAAGUGCUUUAGUCAAGAGUUUUUCAAAUUAUAAUAAAUUUUUAUAAUACAGUAGACAAGAACAAUUGUUGUGGGAGAAAAAUUGCAUCAUUAUAAUAUGCAAUAGUGCGUAAUAUUAAUCAAAAAAAAAAAAUUUUAUAAUUAUUAACUAAUAUAACUAAUGAUAUCUCCAGGCAUAAAAGUCGUCAUAUUUGUUUUGUUUUCAUUGAACAGGAACUAAGUAAACAAUAGACACAAUGAAUUGUUUUAUUGAAAGCAUUACGUUGGAAGAGAGCAAUGACCUAGGAUCACCGGUGAAGAGUACACAAACAUUGAAGCACGCAAAUCCAAGCAAUGAAAAUGAAAUUCAUUCAAGGAUGAAAGUUUCAGAUGAGGGCAAAAAUUUAAAUUUUAAUAAAGCAAAUGAAAAAGGGGACUUUUCAAAAAUAUAUGAAAUUUUUAACAACAAUUUGCCCUCAGAAGUUAAUAGUCUAAAAAAAGAGCAAAAAUAUGAUGUCAUAAAAAAAUCAAUAGACGAAUAUUUUGUAAAUGAACCAGAAUCUCUAAGAAUAAUAACCGCAGGGUUUUUAUUUAGUGAAGACAUUGGAAGACUCCCGGAUCAAGUACCUGAAUGGUUAGAUCGUGAGAAGUUUGCAAGGGGUCAAAAAUUUGCUCGAGAUAAUCUUUUCGGUAUAUUUUUUGCUGAGUAUCUGGCUUUAUUCCUUCUUUUUUCGUUCGACGAUGGUUUGAAACCAAUGAUACUUACUCAAAAAUCGUCUGAACCUUACACUGCAUUCAAAAGGUAUCUAUCAACUAGUACCAGAAUAAGGAAUUGGUAUAAUAGUGAUCCUUGGACUAAAGGAUCACCAGCUUAUAAAGAUCUUGUAGCAGUUAACCAUCUACAUCAAGCUAUUAGAAAUAAAUUAAAUAGUAUGACUUAUGAAGAAAUAGAAAACGCUGGAACACUUCCAAAGACCUGGUCGCCAAUAAAAGAUACAUUAUUAAAAGAUUUUAAUGAAACAUGUCCUGUGGCUUUACCUGGACAAUGUCCCUAUACUAUAAGUGAACUUCGAGGUAUAAGGCCUAAAGGAUUAAACCAAGGAGAUAUGUCAGCCACUCAAUGUGCUUUUGUGUGUCUAAUGAUUCUUUAUCCUGACAAAUUCGGAGUGCAUGAUCAUGUUGAUGAAGAUUUAGAUGCAUUUUGUCAUCUCUGGAGAGGAAUUGGAUAUCUCCUCGGCAUUAAUGACGAAUUCAAUUUCUGUCGAGGAAGUUUAGAAGACAUUAAGAUGCGAUCCAAAGAUUUUAUAGAUUACUGGGUGAAACCUAAUUUUCGUAAUAUAAGUCCUGAAUGGGAACACAUGAUGAGAUGUAUGCAUGAAGGUAAUCAGUAUUAUUUUCCUGGUAGCUCUUACGAAGUGGAUUUAUUAUUUCUUACGGAUUUGCUGGAAUUAAACAUGCCACGACUGCAAUCUCUACUCACUACUUCUGAUUGGAUAAUGUAUUAUGUGACGAAAUUUAUGAUGCGUCAUCUGGUGCGUAUUCCACAAAUAAAAUCUUUUCUUGUUCGUCGUCUUAAUGAAGCUCUCGAUCGAGCAUUAAAGUAUGAUGAAGAAAAGCAUGAAACUCUUCGUAAAAAAUCCUCAGAGGUUCUUAAUAAAGUUUUAAACCAAACGCCUAUGAAGAAUAAACAAUCAUUUAUUAAUCUUGAUAUUUCACUGCAGUACAAGUAUAUAGGUUUAAUAGUGCCAUUUUUAUUGUUUUUUAUAUCAUGGAAAAUAAAUUCGAUGUUAAUGUGAUGUUAGAAAAUUUUGAAAUAAAAUAUUUUGAUAAUAA